CUUUGCACUCAUACUUACACGCACUAUAGAAGCGAAGAAGCAAGCGAAAAACGUUGCCACUGGACAGCCAUCGGUGGCACCCCAUGAGAGAGACGAACGCGCCACUCUUUAAGCUUUUCAGCCACAUUUAAAGCAAGACCACCCACCUACUACUCAAAAAUGAAGGCAUUUAGCAUUGCAGUUGCAGUGACACUCGUGCUCGCCUUUAUUUGCAUCCUGGAGAGCUCUGCGGUCCCCUUCAAUGAGGUGCAGCCGCAGCAAAUGGAGGAGGCAAGGGGAGGCGACACUCCGGUUGCAGGACGACAGGAUGUGGCCGGCGGGGAGCCUUGGACGCCGUAUCACGCACGACACAAGCGGCAGAGCAACCUGUCGCUGUGCCGCUGGUGCUGCAACUGCUGCCGGUCCUACAAGGGCUGCGGCUUCUGCUGCAGAUUCUGAAAGAAAGAAAGAAAAAAGAAAAGAUUGAAAGAAGACCGCAGCAGCAUGAUGACAACAACCAAGACAACGAUAAUUUAUUACACUUUAUGAAUGAGCUGUUUCCAAUGUUUGUUUUUUUUCAUUUAUAUUUUGGUUGCACGUGAUCUAUAAGGUUUCACAGAAAGUGGCACAGUGGUAUUUAUUUCAUGUUUUUAAUAGUCUCAACACUUUUGUAAACUCAGUUUUUGCUUAUGUUUUUUUUUAAAAUUGAUUCAAAUUGGUAUUCUGAAUUAAGGCUGCCAUGUUCAUAUUUGGUGAUGAAUAAAUGGUCUUUUAAAUUUA
Messenger RNA from Phyllopteryx taeniolatus (common seadragon), 759 nucleotides. It is a transcript of the gene hamp, whose product is annotated as hepcidin antimicrobial peptide. Gene Ontology annotation, cellular component: extracellular region. The transcript has 2 exons. Bases 160 to 438 code for a protein of 92 amino acids. Lineage: Eukaryota; Metazoa; Chordata; Actinopteri; Syngnathiformes; Syngnathidae. Gene Ontology annotation, biological process: intracellular iron ion homeostasis; defense response to bacterium. The record is from RefSeq and is a predicted model, not a curated record.